Trichomycterus rosablanca is the source of this 1615-nucleotide messenger RNA. It is a transcript of the gene snap29, whose product is annotated as synaptosome associated protein 29. Gene Ontology annotation, cellular component: SNARE complex; plasma membrane. Gene Ontology annotation, molecular function: syntaxin binding; SNAP receptor activity. The transcript is spliced from 6 exons. Lineage: Eukaryota; Metazoa; Chordata; Actinopteri; Siluriformes; Trichomycteridae. The record is from RefSeq and is a predicted model, not a curated record. Bases 105 to 896 code for a protein of 263 amino acids. Gene Ontology annotation, biological process: synaptic vesicle fusion to presynaptic active zone membrane; exocytosis; synaptic vesicle priming.
CACAGACUUCAGACGUCAAUACGACGUCAGGAAAGGAAGUGUUUAGUGCAUUUAUCACGUUAUUCUUCAUAUAAAGCGGUUACCAAUCUAACCACCGAUUAAGAAUGGCUGCGUAUCCGAAAGUUCACAACCCGUUUGCCGAUGAUGAUGUGGAGGAAGUUCCUCAGACGAAAAGAGGCUUUAACUUCGAUGACGAUGAUGAGGAUGAAUGCACAAAUCCGGCGGAGUUGCGCCAGAGACGGCUGGAGCAGCAGGUGAUGCGGACGGCUCAGUCUGCCGUGGAUAGCAGCAGUCGCUCCCUAGGCAUGAUCUACGAGUCGGAGAAAGUCGGGACUGAGGCGGCACAGGAGCUGGUCCGUCAGGGCGAGGUCUUAAAGAGGGCAGAACGGAUGGUCGAUAAUAUGGAGCAGGACAUGAAGACAAGCCAGAAACACAUAAACACCAUCAAGAGUGUCUGGGGUGGUUUGGUCACCUACUUCAAAGGCAAACCGGAGCCCAAGCCGGUACAAAAGGAACAACCUCCGACAACCUACGAGGCAAACAGCAGGUUACAAAAUGCCCUGACGGACAGCAAAGUGCAUGAGGAUAAAUACGAGAGCAGUCAUCCCAGUCUGAGGAAGCUGGACACGACUGACUUCGCAGACUCUACUUCAUACGAAAAUGAACCGUCUUAUCAGAGUGGAUCCAAGAACAAACACUUAAAAGCUGCUCAUCAACAACUGGACAGCAACCUGGACGAGAUGUCGAUGGGUCUGAGUCGUCUGAAGAAUCUGGGACUCGGGCUGCAAGCGGAGAUCGACGACCAGGACGUCUCGCUGGACUCCCUGCUUAAUAAAGUGGACUCUAUGGAUGGAAAGAUAAGCUCCACCAACCGCCAGCUCAAAAACCUGAAAUGAGCUGAGGGUCAGGAGCGCUGUGUGAUCGAGAAUUCGUAAUUAUUAUUGUGUAUUCAAAGCCUUGUUUGUUUGUUGCCUUGUUAACCUUGCUGGUCACUGUCCACUACCGGCCAGGAGACUUGCAAGAGGGACUAAAUGACCGUACAGACCCUCCUCGCUGACGACUGUGCGGACUUACGACAGCAGCACGGCGUCUCCGCGGCGAGCAUCGCAUCUCUCAUCCUUCUUUCUUUACAUUUUUAGCAUUUAGCAGACGCCUCAUCCAAAGCGCCUUACAGUACUGUCAAUUGAGGGUUAAGGGCCUCACUCAAGGGCCCAAGAGCAGCAAUCUGCCAGUGGUAUUCACUACACUACCGUUUCUCUAUAAAUGUGUACUUUAUUAUGCAAUAAAUUUCCUUUUUGAGCUUUUCUUUACUGAGAUUAGAUAAAACAAUGACGUAAAAAGCUGCGUCAUGCACAUUAGAGCUGAUUUCCUCUGGACAGUACGCUCAUCACUCCCCAAACCAUUAAAACAAGUCUCAGUACUACGGAACCCCGGGUAAACACGCCUUGGGACGCCUUAGUGUCCCAACUUUUGUGGAGUGUAAUGCAGGCAUCAAAUUGUGAACAUGUUUAUAUUUAAAAAACUACAAUGAAGUUGAUUUGUGAAAACAUUAUAAAUAUUUUCUUUCUACUUUUAUCAAUGAAAUAAAGAUUCUAAAGUAUGAGCACAUCACAGA